AAAUGAAAACUUCUUUAUAUACCACCACUUUUCUCCUUCGCUCUCAUUAAACUAAUUCUCAAAAGUUUAAGCUCUGCGAAAUUUCUCUCAAAUUCGUCAACUUUUCAAGCUUUGUCCUACCGUUAUCGUUGUUUUGUUUUGAGUUGCUAUGGCUGGCAAAGGCGAAGGUCCGGCGAUUGGGAUCGAUCUCGGCACGACUUACUCCUGCGUUGGUGUUUGGCAACAUGAUCGAGUGGAGAUCAUAGCUAAUGAUCAGGGGAACCGAACAACCCCGUCUUACGUGGCUUUUACCGAUACUGAGCGUUUGAUCGGCGAUGCGGCUAAGAAUCAGGUCGCCAUGAAUCCUACUAACACUGUUUUCGAUGCUAAGCGUUUGAUCGGCAGAAGAUUCAGCGACGCUUCGGUCCAAAGCGACAUGAAAUUGUGGCCAUUCAAGGUCAUUGCUGGGCCUGGAGACAAGCCCAUGAUCGUCGUCACCUACAAAGGUGAAGAGAAGCAAUUCGCCGCUGAAGAAAUCUCCUCCAUGGUUCUCACGAAGAUGAAGGAGAUUGCCGAGGCCUAUCUCGGGUCCACCAUCAAAAACGCCGUGGUCACCGUCCCGGCUUACUUCAACGACUCCCAGCGUCAAGCCACGAAAGACGCCGGUGUCAUUUCUGGUCUCAACGUUAUGCGUAUAAUCAAUGAGCCAACGGCUGCAGCUAUUGCCUACGGGCUUGAUAAAAAGGCGGGAAGUGCUGGGGAGAAGAAUGUGCUUAUUUUUGACCUUGGUGGGGGUACUUUCGAUGUCUCACUUUUGACAAUCGAAGAAGGGAUUUUCGAAGUGAAGGCUACAGCUGGAGAUACCCAUUUGGGAGGUGAAGAUUUUGAUAAUAGAAUGGUGAAUCAUUUUGUGCAGGAAUUUAAGAGGAAGCACAAGAAGGAUAUUAGUGGGAACCCAAGAUCUUUGAGGAGGCUGAGAACAGCUUGUGAGAGAGCGAAGAGGACAUUGUCUUCAACGGCUCAAACUACAAUUGAGAUUGAUUCUUUGUACGAGGGGAUUGAUUUUUACACAACAAUUACCCGAGCUCGAUUUGAGGAGUUGAAUAUGGAUUUGUUUAGGAAAUGUAUGGAGCCAGUGGAGAAAUGCUUGAGGGAUGCUAAGAUGGAUAAAAGCAGUGUUCAUGAUGUGGUUCUUGUUGGUGGGUCUACUCGGAUUCCAAAAGUUCAGCAAUUGUUGCAAGACUUUUUCAAUGGGAAAGAGCUUUGCAAGAGCAUUAACCCUGAUGAAGCUGUUGCUUAUGGUGCUGCUGUUCAAGCUGCUAUUUUGAGUGGUGAGGGUAAUGAGAAGGUUCAAGAUUUGCUGCUUUUGGAUGUCACCCCACUUUCCCUCGGGUUGGAAACUGCUGGUGGAGUCAUGACCGUGUUGAUUCCAAGGAACACCACUAUCCCAACCAAAAAGGAACAAGUUUUCUCUACUUACUCGGAUAACCAACCUGGAGUUUUGAUUCAGGUUUUCGAGGGUGAGAGAACAAGAACCAGGGAUAAUAAUUUGCUUGGGAAAUUUGAGCUUUCUGGUAUUCCUCCGGCUCCUCGUGGUGUUCCUCAAAUCAAUGUCUGCUUUGACAUUGAUGCCAAUGGUAUUUUGAAUGUCUCCGCUGAGGAUAAGACCACUGGACAGAAGAACAAGAUCACCAUUACUAAUGACAAGGGCAGGCUGUCCAAGGAAGAGAUUGAGAAGAUGGUGCAAGAAGCAGAGAAAUACAAGUCAGAGGAUGAGGAGCAUAAGAAGAAAGUUGAGGCCAAGAAUGCUCUCGAAAAUUAUGCUUAUAACAUGAGGAACACGAUCAAGGAUGACAAGAUCAGUUCCAAGCUUCUAGCAGCUGAUAAGAAGAAGAUUGAAGAUGCGAUUGAGCAAGCUAUUCAAUGGCUUGAUGGAAACCAGCUGGCUGAGGCGGAUGAGUUUGAGGACAAGAUGAAGGAGCUGGAAAGCAUUUGCAACCCGAUUAUUGCCAAGAUGUACCAGGGAGCUGGUGGUGAUAUGGGUGGCGGAGAUAUGGAUGAGGACGGUCCUUCUGUUGGCGGUGGAAGCGGUGCUGGUCCCAAGAUCGAGGAAGUGGAUUAAGCUGGAUAUAGGUGAAGGGGUCUCUUGUUAUGAGUGGUGGACUUAGUUGUUUUAUCUUUCGCCUUGUUUUUAAAUUGUUUUUGUAAUGGAAAAGUAAUCUUCCCCGGUGCACUAGCCACCGGUGUUUAAAAUCUAUAAUAUAAAACGCGACUGCUUGAGUGGUUCAUUCG
Theobroma cacao (cacao) is the source of this 2271-nucleotide messenger RNA. RefSeq names its product heat shock cognate 70 kDa protein 2-like. NCBI's taxonomy places the organism in Eukaryota, Viridiplantae, Streptophyta, Magnoliopsida, Malvales, Malvaceae. The record is from RefSeq and is a predicted model, not a curated record. Gene Ontology annotation, molecular function: ATP binding; ATP-dependent protein folding chaperone.